Molecule: messenger RNA, 1085 nt
Organism: Mus caroli (Ryukyu mouse)
Lineage: Eukaryota; Metazoa; Chordata; Mammalia; Rodentia; Muridae
Gene: Pmf1
Product: polyamine modulated factor 1
Biological process (GO): chromosome segregation
Cellular component (GO): MIS12/MIND type complex
Source: RefSeq, a predicted model, not a curated record
CCGCCCCAUCCGGCUCCGUGACUGGCAUCCCCCGGCCUCCAAUCGGAGGUCCUGUUGGGAGGAGCUGCAGGGCCAGUUCAUUUUGGCGGUUCAAUUUCAACAUGGCUGAGGUGAGCCAAGAUAGCGAGGCUGCGGAAAGGGGGCCUGAGGGCUCCUCUCCGGAAGCUGUGCCAGGGGACGCGACCAUCCCCAGGGUGAAACUCCUGGACGCCAUAGUAGACACUUUCCUCCAGAAGCUAGUCGCCGACAGGAGCUACGAGAGGUUCACCACCUGUUACAAACACUUCUACCAGUUGAACCCUGAGGUGACGCAGAGGAUCUAUGACAAGUUUGUGGCUCAGUUGCAGACAUCCAUCCGCGAGGAAAUCUCAGAAAUCAAAGAGGAGGGGAACCUAGAAGCUGUCCUGAACUCCCUGGAUAAGAUCAUAGAAGAAGGCAGAGAGCGCGGAGAGCCAGCCUGGCGACCCAGUGGAAUCCCAGAGAAAGACCUGUGUAGUGUCAUGGCACCCUACUUCCUGAAGCAACAGGAUACCCUGUGCCAUCAAGUUCGGAAACAGGAAGCCAAGAACCAGGAACUGGCUGACGCGGUCCUGGCCGGGCGCAGGCAGGUGGAGGAGCUGCAGCAGCAGGUUCGGGCCCUCCAGCAAACAUGGCAGGCUCUACACAGAGAACAGAGGGAGCUGCUGUCAGUGCUGAGGGCGCCCGAGUGAACAGCCGCUGGGCUCCAGGGCCCAGCCCUAUAGAGCGCCUGUGGAGCCAGUUUCCAGGCAGUAAUGGAGUCCCCACCACCGCUUAGGUUCUGCUGGGGCCACACUGCCUUCAGAUUCCUGCCGCCAUCUUCUGCCUGCAGGAUUGGGACUCCCAUCCUGGCAUCAGACACCAGGCUUUGUCUUCGGGAGUUGCAGCCAGCGCUGCCCCAUGCCCUUCUGAUCCCCCCCCCUCCCCGGAUAGGAUUUGGGCAGGGUUUCAGUCUCCACUGAUUGCCGCCUUGUUCUCCCUGACUGAUUGCUGCCUUGCUGGCUAGCCCAAGGGCCCUGCCAUGUUCUCCCCACAUCCGUAAAUAAACUUCCUUUCCCACACUGUAA